Ostrinia furnacalis (Asian corn borer) is the source of this 1639-nucleotide messenger RNA. RefSeq names its product katanin p60 ATPase-containing subunit A-like 2. The transcript is spliced from 7 exons. The record is from RefSeq and is a predicted model, not a curated record. Bases 1 to 1185 code for a protein of 394 amino acids. Gene Ontology annotation, molecular function: ATP hydrolysis activity; ATP binding. Lineage: Eukaryota; Metazoa; Arthropoda; Insecta; Lepidoptera; Crambidae.
AUGAUCCUGUCCUCAUCUUUCUUGGAUUACUGCAGCUACUACCUGAUCAGGUUCAACAAGCAGCCGCAGUUCCUCCGCCAGGUGGAGGAGAAGCCAGCUCUCCGCCGCCCGCCCACCAGAAAGGGCCGCCCUCAAGAGGACAAGAGGGCGGUGUUCCUGGAGCCCUGUGGAGAGAAGGAGGCGGACUUGCCUUCUACAUUUACUGUCACCAAGUUGACUAGGGAAGUAAAUCAAGAAACGAACAUACCUGCGGUAGAAAGAAAAUCUCUGGCGGCCUUCAUGUCAAACGUGUCGCCUGACAAAAAGCAGUUGGUGGAGAUGUUGUACCAGGACAUCGUCAGGCCUUCGGGCGUCGCCUGGGACGACAUCAAGGGGCUGGCCUCGGCUAAGAGCUUGCUUGUGGAGUCCGUCGUCUAUCCUGUAAGGUAUCCAGAAGUGUUCACCGGUCUUCUGGAGCCGUGGCGAGGGGUGCUGCUUCACGGGCCCCCGGGCACUGGGAAGACGAUGCUGGCGCGUGCGGUGGCCUGCGAGAGCUGCUGCACCUUCUUCAACGUGUCCUGCAGCACCAUCGUCAACAAGUGGCGGGGGGAGUCCGAGAAGCUGGUCAAGGUGCUCUUCGAGAUGGCCUCCUACUACUCCCCGUCAAUCAUCUUCGUGGAUGAAGUGGAGACGAUAGCCUCCGACCGGUCCGCGCCGGGGGAGCACGAGGCCUCCCGUCGAUUGAAGGUUCAACUCUUGACUGAGCUGGACGGCAUCAGUGCGAGAGAAGGAGUGGUGUUUCUGCUGGCAAACUCGAACAUGCCGUGGGAGAUCGAUCCAGCUAUGCUAAGAAGACUGGAAAAACGCAUCUACAUACCGCUGCCCGACUUCAAAACGCGCGCCGAACUGUUCGAGAAGUUCCUCGACUCGAAGAGCAUAGAACUGUACCCGAAGGUGGACUUCCAGGAACUGGCUGCGAAGACUGAGGGGUAUUCUGGAAGCGACAUCAAGCUGGUGUGCAAGGAGGCCUUAAUGUCCACUGUGCGGAAGAUGCUGCCAAGUAUGGUGUUCAAAGGUUCCCAAGUCAAUCGCAAGGACAGACUGAACUUGUCCGAUAUUUUGACAGCCAUAGAGAAGACCAAGCCGGUCUCCAAGAACUUGGCCAAGAGACACGAGGCCUGGCAGAGUGAGAUGGGCUGCUCCUAGCGAUGGAAGAAGUGAAAGCGGUAUUUUAGAUUCCAUUUACUAUUACCAACUCAUUUAUUUGAGGCGGAAAAUUUUAUCAUACCCUAUCGUCCCGUCCGAUUAGGUAUUUGCUUCCUAGCUCAAGGAUAUUAAUUAGAAAUAAAUAAUAUUUCUUCUCCCCAAUCCUUCUGGCCAUCCUGGACACGUAGUGUUGGCCAAAUCUAUUUGCAACUGGAAGUUAGAGAGGGUCGUGCUCCUACGUCCUACAGUGAAGAUUGAUUGACCAAAUGAUGAUUAUAAUUUUCCAUAACCUAAGUAUGAGACAUUGGAUUUUGAUUAAAGGUAGUCUAGGCUCAGCUACGACGAGUAAUCCCCAAUAAAAAAAAACUAAAAACGGACGCUACACUGUCUGUAGACCAUUGGUUCCCAAACUUAUUUGAGACGCGCCCCCUUUCGACCAUACAAAAAAUUCCGU